This is a messenger RNA of Salvelinus sp. IW2-2015, 2185 nucleotides long. RefSeq lists its product as uncharacterized. NCBI's taxonomy places the organism in Eukaryota, Metazoa, Chordata, Actinopteri, Salmoniformes, Salmonidae. The record is from RefSeq and is a predicted model, not a curated record.
AUUUGUAAGCAGUUCAGGAAAUCAAGAAUGAUCUGAAACAGGAGGUGACAGGUACAAGGUUACAUUAGAAUGGUGACUACACAGUUUUAACGCCAUAUUAGUGAGAAGAGAUCACAGUAUAGGUUGAACAUGGCAGGGGAGACCGUCAAAGCAUUAAGGUUGUGUCAUUUGGCCCUGCUGGGAAGAUGUCCCUGUCCACAGCUGCAACUGUACAGGUCCUUCAGCUCACAAAGGCCAAGGAAGAGUCAAGGGUUGUUCUGGAAGAUGUUUUUGGGUGUGGCGGUGGGUGUUCCCGUGGUGGUGGGAGUCCAGUACGCCCUUGCGGAACCUAGAGAGAGACGGAAGAUGAAGAUCUUGGUGAAGGGAGUCGGUCGCUUCUGUAGGUCAAUAUAUGUAGGACUCUAUAUCUCAGUAGAUUAUUGGUGGACCUCCAAUGUGAUGUUACGUGGCAUGGACAAGAGCAGCCCAUCGUUUGUAGCAGGGAUGUCAUUGUGCCAUCAGAGGGCAGCAGACGGCAUGGUGGAGGGAGCGGUGCAGAACGGAGGGAUAUACAUUAAACUGGGACAGGGCCUGUGUGCUUUCAACCACCUGCUGCCUCCUGAGUACGUCAAGACACUGCAGGUCCUGGAGGAUAAGGCUCUCAACAGGAGAUACAAGGAGGUAGAUGCUCUGUUCAUAGAGGACUUCAAUACGACUCCAGACAAAAUGUUUAAGAAGUUUGACUAUGAGCCCAUCGCAGCAGCCAGUCUGGCCCAGGUCCACAAGGCAGAGCUGCAGGAUGGGACUCCUGUCGCUGUCAAAGUGCAGUACAUAGACCUCAGGGAUCGGUUCGAUGGUGACAUCAGGACUCUGGAGAUCCUACUGGACGUUAUAAAGUUCAUGCACCCCAGCUUCGGCUUCAGAUGGGUCCUCAAGGACUUGAAGGGGACAUUAGCUCAGGAGCUGGACUUUGAGAAUGAGGCCAGGAACUCUGAGAGAUGUGCAGAGGAACUGAAACACUUCAAAUUUGUCAUCGUGCCAAAGGUGUACUGGGACCAAACCAGCAAGAGAGUGUUGACUGCAGAGUUCUGUGAAGGCUGCAAAAUCAACAAUUUGGAAGAAAUCAAAAGACAAGGACUUAGUUUGAGAGAUACUGCUGACAAGCUGAUCCGUACGUUUGCAGAGCAGAUAUUUUACACUGGCUUCAUCCACGCUGACCCUCACCCUGGCAAUGUGCUUGUGAGAAGAGGUCCAGACAAGAAGGCAGAGCUAGUACUGUUGGAUCACGGCCUGUAUGAAUACCUCAGUGAAAUUGACAGGGUAGCUCUGUGUAAACUGUGGAGGUCCAUAGUCCUGAGAGACGAUGCUGCCAUGAAGAGGUACUCCAACAGCCUGGGGGUCAAAGACUACUUCAUCUUCUCUGAGAUGCUGCUGCAACGGCCAAUCAACAUGCGAGAAUUGGGCCUGUCCAACAUCCUGAGUCGUGAAGAGACAACCUAUAUGAGGAACAUGGCUGUCAAUCACUUUGACAACAUCAUGGUUGUGCUCAAGUCCAUGCCACGCCCCAUGCUGCUAGUGUUCAGGAACAUCAACACGGUCCGCAGCAUCAACAUCACACUGGGAGCUCCUGUAGACCGAUACUGUGUCAUGGCUAAGAGCGCUGUGCAGGGCUGGGGGCGGCUCCAGGCAGAGAGGCCGGGUGUCCUUCCAAGGUUCAGGGUGUUGCGAUGGGUGCGGGCCACCUGGGAGAGCCUCAAGUUCGAGUGUGCCCUGAGGUCUGAGAUGGCGAUGAUGACUCUGACACGAUCCCUGCUGUCUUUGUUGUCUUACUUUAACCUCAUAUCGCUGGACGAGGAAGUUUACCAAUACCUGAAGUAGAGGCCGACAACACAAACCUCAGCUGCAUACCUGAUACUAGUGACUCCUGUUUCAAGCUCAAGAAAUGCAACCCGUUUGACAGGACUGGAUAGAUGUGCUUCCAAAAUGGUGCUAUGCAUUUCCAACAUCUACAGUACAUACCAAAUCUGCAGAUUUAUGAUGUAAAAUUGUCUUAAUCAGUCAGGACAGAAAAAGCAUUAAACACAGCUCCAAGCCAAGGACUUGACUCACCAGCAGUCAUGGCAUUGAGGCGCACUGUCUGUGCUGCCAAGGAAUAUGUGAACUGACAUGACAUGAACGCUAUUUUAUUAAACACAGAGCCAUUUAA